CGCAAAUAUACAGCAAGUAUGACGGCUACGGCGGCCACGCCGGCCACGGCCGCGCCCUUCCACUUCGUCUGUCUGGACACCAAGACGGACUGCGUGCUGAGCGAGCCCUCGAUUGAUGGCCUCUUGAAAAAGUGGUCCAUGAAAGGCUACCUCCGGGCGCAGCGCUACUCCUUCAACGAGGCCUUUCAAGUCUACCAAAAGGAGGACCUCGCCCGGGCUUUCUUCGGGGACCCCCACGUCGUCUCCACGCUCCGCUCCUUCCCGGCCGGAAAAGCGCGCGCGGCGCACGAGGUGGCCGUCCAGCGAGUGCCCUGCUCGCUCACGUCCACGGCGCUGUUCCGCCGCCUGGCCAAGGUGGGCGUGGUGCGGGGGGAGGACCUCAUCACGCCGUGCGCCGAGACGCAGGUCGGCGACAUCGUCAUCAACGACCGCCUCCGCAGGAUCCUGGUGGACGAGGAGGACGAGGACUGGGACGUGUUCACCGCGGGGGAGCGCGCCGAGUUCCUGGUGCAGCUGCUGCGGCUGCUGGUAGUGGGCGGCAAGUGGUGCCAGUACGAGGACACGCUGACGCCGUACAUCGACACGGCGCGCGCCAUCUACAAGCACCUCGUCAGCGUGGAGAAGGACCCCGACGGCAUCGUGGUGGUGCGCUCCGUGGUGCUCAAGGUCGUGGCCAAGGACGAGGACGGCGAGCCCAUCCUGCCGCUGAACCCCGAGCACCCUCAGGACGUGGCUUUCCUCUGCAUCGAUCCUGUGCGACGCAUCGUCAACGUGCUCUCGCAUCACUACGGCGAGGACCUGGUCGAAUAAAACUAUGUCAUCGUGU
Messenger RNA from Thrips palmi, 826 nucleotides. RefSeq names its product cilia- and flagella-associated protein 300-like. NCBI's taxonomy places the organism in Eukaryota, Metazoa, Arthropoda, Insecta, Thysanoptera, Thripidae. Bases 19 to 810 code for a protein of 263 amino acids. The transcript is spliced from 6 exons. The record is from RefSeq and is a predicted model, not a curated record.